This is a messenger RNA of Elephantulus edwardii (Cape elephant shrew), 954 nucleotides long. Its product is annotated as olfactory receptor 51I2-like. Gene Ontology annotation, cellular component: membrane. The transcript has a single exon. Gene Ontology annotation, molecular function: G protein-coupled receptor activity; olfactory receptor activity. Bases 1 to 954 code for a protein of 317 amino acids. The record is from RefSeq and is a predicted model, not a curated record. NCBI's taxonomy places the organism in Eukaryota, Metazoa, Chordata, Mammalia, Macroscelidea, Macroscelididae. Gene Ontology annotation, biological process: G protein-coupled receptor signaling pathway.
AUGGGGCUUAUAAACAGUAGCUGGUUUCAGCCUCCCAUUCUCCUUCUAACAGGCAUCCCUGGUCUCGAAACUGUACAAAUCUGGAUCUCUAUUCCACUGGGUAUCAUGUACUUAAUUGCUGUGCUAGGGAACUGCAUCAUACUCUUUGUUAUCAAAAUCACACCCAGUCUUCAUGAGCCUCAGUAUAUCUUUCUUUCUAUGCUGGCAGCCACAGAUAUUGGCCUGUCUUUAUCAACUCUGCCCACAGUACUUAACGUUUUCCUCCUGAAUCACAGAGAGAUUGAAUUCCACUGUUGCCUGACACAGAUGUUCUUCAUCCAUACUUUUUCCUCCAUGGAAUCAGCCAUCUUGUUGGCUAUGGCUUUUGACCGUUUUGUGGCUAUCCGAAACCCACUGCACUAUACUGUGAUAUUAACCCAGUCCAGGAUUACUGGAAUGGGACUUGUGGCUGUGGUUAGGGGAGUGAUGUUAAUGGCUCCAUUGCCAAUCCUACUCAAGAGAUUGCCUUUCUGCAAGGGUAUCAUUCUAUCUCAUUGUUAUUGCUACCAUCCUGAUAUUAUGAAAUUGGCUUGUGGUCCUGUCAGAGUCAAUAUAAUCUAUGGGUUGUGCCUUGUUCUCUGCUCUUUUGGAGUUGACUCAAUAUUCAUUAUCAUUUCAUAUACCCUGAUUUUAAAAACAGUGUUGGGUAUUGCCUCAAAAGAUGGUCAGAUCAAGGCACUCAAUACUUGUGUUUCCCAUAUCUUUACUGUCUUCAUCUUUUAUGUACCACUCAUCGUACUGGCCUUAAUCCAUAGAUUUGGUAAAUUCACAUCUCCCCUUCUUCAUGUAACCAUGGCAAACCUCUUCCUCUUCUUAACUCCUGUUCUUAAUCCAUUAGUGUAUAGCUUAAAAACCAAACAGAUAAGAUCAGCUUUGCACAAGGCAUUCAAGGGCAGGGGAAAUACACUGAAGUAA